This is a messenger RNA of Pseudoliparis swirei, 807 nucleotides long. Its product is annotated as protein-L-isoaspartate O-methyltransferase domain-containing protein 1-like. Lineage: Eukaryota; Metazoa; Chordata; Actinopteri; Perciformes; Liparidae. Gene Ontology annotation, biological process: protein modification process. The coding region runs from base 220 to 807 and encodes 195 amino acids. Gene Ontology annotation, cellular component: cytoplasm. The record is from RefSeq and is a predicted model, not a curated record. The transcript is spliced from 6 exons. Gene Ontology annotation, molecular function: protein-L-isoaspartate (D-aspartate) O-methyltransferase activity.
UUUACAUCCUGCAGCGGUGGUUCCGGAUCCUCUCGACAACAGGCUGAGCACCGGGACACACCGGGACGCACCGGGAGCCACUGGGACGCACCGGGACACACCGGGACACACCAGGACGCACCGGGAGCCACUGGGACGCACCGGGAGCCGGAGAACCUCUUCUGUCCUCGAGGGGGCUCCUCUGGUUGUAUAGAAGUCAGUGAACACUGUAGUGUCACCAUGGGUGGAGCUGUGAGUGCCGGGGAGGACAACGACGAGCUGGUGGACAACCUGAAGGAGGCGUACUACAUCCGCUCCGCCCGGGUGGAGCGGGCCUUCCGGGCCGUCGACCGGGCCGACUACUACCUGGAGGACUACCGGGACCACGCCUACAAGGACUUGGCAUGGCGGCAUGGGCAGAUCCACCUGUCUGCUCCAUGUAUCUACUCUGAGGUGAUGGAGGCGUUGGACCUGCACCCAGGACUUUCCUUCCUCAACCUGGGCAGUGGGACGGGCUACCUCAGCACCAUGGUGGGCCUCAUCCUGGGACCCUUGGGGGUGAACCACGGCAUGGAGCUCCACCCAGACGUCGUUCUCUACGCCGCCCAGAGACUGGAGCGCUUCAUCAGGACCAGCAGCAGCUUCGACAAGUUUGAGUACAGCAGUGACACCACAGACGACGACAACAACAACAACAGUGACGAGCUGCUGAAGAAGGAGCUCCGUGUCCACAGAGUCUCAGUGUUCCUCCUCCAGGAGGACGCCUCCUCUCAAUGGACCACCUGGACCCUGAAGAACUACAGAACCAAAGAACUACAGAACCACUGA